This is a messenger RNA of Eutrema salsugineum, 1859 nucleotides long. RefSeq lists its product as uncharacterized. The coding region runs from base 1000 to 1848 and encodes 282 amino acids. Lineage: Eukaryota; Viridiplantae; Streptophyta; Magnoliopsida; Brassicales; Brassicaceae. The transcript is spliced from 7 exons. The record is from RefSeq and is a predicted model, not a curated record.
GGAAGGCUGAGGUUCGACCUGAACUUUGCACUCUGCAAUUUGGUGAAGACAACACAAAAUUGGGUGAAGACGACAAGAAAUUUGGUGAAGACAACACUAGAUAAUAAGCGGCAACUGCUCGACCAGUGAAUCAGAGAAGGAGAAACCACGGCGUGAGGAGAGCAGUCAACGGUAAGGCGAUUUCCGGCGCCGUUGAAACCGAAAAAUGUUAAUGGCGGUGACUGUGUAGAUUUUUUUUACCCGAUAAGUAUUAGGGUUUUUUAACUUCUGAGUUUGUGUUUAUUUUUUUAAUAAUAAUUUAUUAAUCAUAUUUACAUAAUUCAAAUUUCAAAUAUUAAAAUUGAUAAAUAUAAUGGCAUAGCUGUUAUUAUUAGGAACUACAUAGGGUAUUCAGCCCUUUGAUUAAAUAUAUAUGCUAUUCUAGUAAAUUUUUUUUUUUGGGGUGUUAAUCUAGUAAUAACUGGAUGACUUAGUGCUAAUCUGAGUAAUUUCUCUUUAAUUUAUUCACAAUAAUGAUGUGAUUUAUGACAUCUUUUUGAUCUAUAUUCGAAUAAUGAUUAGUGGCAAACUGGCAAUAUAUGUGGGUUUAAUAUAGUUCUUGAUUUUAAUAUACUUAGUCAGCAAAAAUGAAAAUUUAAAUUUCUUAACUAAGAUGAUUUAUUUAUAUGAAUCUUAGUAUAUAGGAAGAUGAUAAUGAUCGGCUUGGAUUUGCUUUGGUUACGUACUAAGAAUUUAGUUCAUACUGUUUACCAAAAAAAAAAAAAAAAAAAAUUUAGUUCAUACUGAAAAUGGGUCACCGAACAUGAAAAAGAUAUAUUCAAAAAUCAUACUCAACGUCUCAAAGUCUCAAAGUCUCAAAGUCUCGUAAUCAUUGUUAAGGUUUUAAGGUCAAGAAUUAACAAAUAAUGUUUAUCAAAAAAAAAAAAAAGAAUUAAAUUAAUAAUAUUUUAAGGUGUAUAGUUCGCUGACUCGCUGUGAUAGAGGGUUCUCUUUUAAUUUAUGUUUUUGAUAAGUAAGGGUAAAAGUGUAAAAACCCAAAACACAAAUCUUUUCUUUCCCGGUGGCAUCGUCGCCGAGAAAGCAGCCAAUUUUAGAAGAGAGCUUCGACGUAUUUGUGUGAGGCCGACAUCGAAAAUCAAAAUCUCUCCCACCGAGAUAGUCGAAAUGGCAGCGGCGGCGACGAAGACGAAGACGACGAGGAAGGCGGAGGAGCUGGUGGAGAAGACGAUGAAGGGAAACGAUGCUUCUCAUGACGCCUCGCACGUGUGGAGGGUCCGAGACCUUGCUCUCUCCAUUGCUCGCGAGGAAGGUCUCUCUUCCAACUCCGACUCCAUGGAGAUUGUAGAGCUUGCAGCUCUUCUCCAUGAUAUAGGUGAUUACAAGUACAUAAGAGACCCUUUGGAAGCGAAACUUGUUGAGAAUUUCCUGGAUGAGGAGGGUGUAGAAGAGACCAAGAAGAUGAAGAUCCUAAAGAUCAUCAAUGGAAUGGGUUUCAAAGACGAACUAUCAGGGCAAGCACUCUGCGAGUCUCUUCCAGAAUUUGGGGUAGUUCAAGAUGCUGAUCGCCUUGAUGCAAUUGGCGCCAUAGGAAUUGCUCGUUGCUUUACAUUUGGUGGGAGCAGGAACAGAGUGCUUCAUGAUCCUGAGAUCAAGCCCCGGACAGAGUUAACCAAAGAGCAGUAUAUGAAGAAAGAGGAGCAAACUACUAUUAAUCACUUUCAUGAGAAACUCCUCAAGCUGAAGAAGCUGAUGAAAACCGAGGCGGGUAAAAGGAGAGCAGAGAAAAGGCACAACUUCAUGCAAGAGUUUCUCACGGAGUUCUAUGAGGAGUGGGAUGGGAGAGCUUGAAAAUGAUGCAU